CGGAAGCGGGGGGGACUGCUUGGGGCGAGGGACCGGAAGCGGCGGCCAGGCCUGGGCGGCGGGAUGGCGGGGUUGUCGGUGCGGGAUCCCGCCGUGGACCGUUCCUUGCGCUCCGUCUUCGUGGGGAACAUCCCGUACGAAGCUACAGAGGAGCAGCUGAAGGACAUUUUCUCAGAGGUUGGGCCCGUGGUCAGCUUUAGGCUGGUGUAUGACAGGGAGACGGGAAAGCCGAAGGGCUAUGGCUUCUGUGAGUACCAAGACCAGGAGACGGCCCUCAGUGCCAUGCGGAACUUGAAUGGGCGAGAGUUCAGCGGGAGGGCCCUGCGUGUCGACAACGCGGCCAGUGAGAAGAACAAAGAGGAGCUGAAGAGCUUGGGCACAGGUGCACCCAUCAUAGAGUCACCCUACGGUGACCCGGUCAAUCCUGAAGAUGCCCCCGAGUCCAUCAGCCGGGCAGUAGCCAGCCUGCCACCCGAGCAGAUGUUUGAGCUGAUGAAGCAGAUGAAGUUGUGUGUCCAGAACAGCCCCCAGGAAGCCAGGAACAUGCUGCUCCAGAACCCCCAGCUGGCUUAUGCCCUGCUACAGGCUCAGGUGGUCAUGAGGAUUGUCGACCCGGAGAUUGCACUGAAAAUCCUGCAUCGCCAGACCAGUGUUCCUCCUCUCAUCCCAGGCAACCAACAGCCAGUGCCGGGGCCGGGGCCGGGACCAGGACCAGGGCCUGGGCCAGGGCCUAACGCCCAGCUGAACCCACAGAAUACACCCUCGUCCCAGCCACAGCCCAUAGGUGGGAUGCACGUAAAUGGCGCUCCGCCUCUGAUGCAGCCGCCCAUGCAGGGAGGAGUGCCGGCCCCAGGACAGAUGGCAGCCCCUGUGCAGGGCCCAGGCCCUGGCCCCAUGGCUCCAGGAGGUGGGCUGCAGCCGCAGGUUGGGAUGCCGGGUGGAGGGCCAGUCCCCUUGGAGCGUGGACAAGGGAACCUGCAGCUCUCGCCCGUGGGACCUGCCAGGCCUGCGUCUAUCGAACGCGUUCAAGUGCCCAUGCCAGACCCGAGGGCCCCUAUGCAGCGUGGACCUCUACCUGCUAGUGGCCCGCCGCCCCGAGGCCUUUUGGGAGAUGCCCCGAAUGACCCUCGCGGAGGGACCCUGCUCUCAGUCACUGGAGAAGUGGAGCCCAGAGGUUACCUUGGGCCGCCCCACCAGGGAGCCCCUAUGCACCAUAUGCCUGGUCAUGACAGCCGUGGCCCCCCCCAUGAGAUGAGGGGGGGACCCAUGGGAGAACCCCGACCACUGAUGGGAGAGCCACGGGGGCCCUUGAUGGAUGCUCGAGUCGGAAGAGAUCCCCGAGGGCUGGAGCCACGAGGAUUGGAGCCACGAGGGUUGGAACCCCGGGUGAUGGAAGCGCGAGCCCUGGAGGCACGAGGCCUGGAGCCACGGGUCCUGGAGCCGCGAGUGCUGGAAGCCAGGGCCAUGGAGGCCAGGGUCAUGGAGCCACGGGGCCUGGAGCCUCGAGGGCCAGGUCCCAACCCACGUGGCCCCAUGCCUGGUGGGAUACAGGGUCCUGGGCCACUUAACAUGGGAGCCAGUGGCCCGCAGGGGCCCCGCCAGGUUCCUAACAUGGCAGGGGCAGGCUUGCAGGGAGGAGGCAUUCCUGGGGCAGGGGUCCAAGGAGCUGGUCAGCCUGGAGGCUUUAGCCCCGGACAGAGCCAGGUUACUCCCCAGGAUCACGAGAAGGCAGCCCUGAUCAUGCAGGUUCUGCAGCUGACAGCAGACCAGAUCGCCAUGCUGCCGCCGGAGCAGCGGCAGAGCAUCCUUAUUCUAAAGGAGCAAAUCCAGAAGUCUACAGGGGCACCCUGACAGGUGAUGUCCUUAGCCAGGCCUCAGCCUGUGCCUGUCCCCUUCAGUAAAUCAGAGAGCUGCUCAGGAUGGGGCUCUGUCCUGUUUUUCCUGCUUGUGCCGGGGCUCACUGUCCUCCCCUUCCUCCUUGCAGCCCUGGCAGGCAUGUGGUGGAGAUGCUGUCUGCCUGGACAGAGGCAACGCUCUACGGCAGCUACUUCCCGUUGCUGUCUGCGCUGAUGCUGUGUUUUGGGAGAGGUUUCUCCUCACACCCUAACAUUUUCCCCUUCCGUUCAUCUUUUUUUCUGUGUGUAUAUUUUAUGAUGUUUGAAAUAAAGUGGGAGGAGGGUUUGAGUAAA
Messenger RNA from Falco peregrinus (peregrine falcon), 2189 nucleotides. RefSeq names its product cleavage stimulation factor subunit 2 (gene CSTF2). Gene Ontology annotation, molecular function: mRNA binding. NCBI's taxonomy places the organism in Eukaryota, Metazoa, Chordata, Aves, Falconiformes, Falconidae. The transcript has 14 exons. Gene Ontology annotation, biological process: mRNA 3'-end processing. Gene Ontology annotation, cellular component: mRNA cleavage and polyadenylation specificity factor complex. Bases 64 to 1851 code for a protein of 595 amino acids. The record is from RefSeq and is a predicted model, not a curated record.